Perca fluviatilis (European perch) is the source of this 3573-nucleotide messenger RNA. RefSeq names its product calpain-2 catalytic subunit-like. Gene Ontology annotation, molecular function: calcium-dependent cysteine-type endopeptidase activity; calcium ion binding. Gene Ontology annotation, biological process: proteolysis. NCBI's taxonomy places the organism in Eukaryota, Metazoa, Chordata, Actinopteri, Perciformes, Percidae. The record is from RefSeq and is a predicted model, not a curated record. The coding region runs from base 1080 to 3449 and encodes 789 amino acids. The transcript is spliced from 22 exons. Gene Ontology annotation, cellular component: cytoplasm.
UCAGGAUCCGGUAUUGGAGACUGCACUACUCAGUAUGACAUGUUAAGGGAUUUUCACACAGAGGUCGAUUGUCGCACCUCGUGAUUCAUUUUCAAUGGGGGGUUAAUACUGCCCAAACGCAGUGUUGCCCCCUGUGUGAAGAGACCUUGAGCUUACAAACAUUAGCUAAUGUUCUUAAUCUGUAACGAAUUAGAGUGUAGAUUUUACAGUAAAUACCUGGCAAAACAGUUGCCAAUAAAGUCUUGUAAAAGUGCUGUUAAUUACUGGAGAAAGAAAUUACAGUAUAUUACAAGAUACAGGGUUUUGUUGUGUAUAAAUUACAGCAAUUACUUGUUAACAGAAAAAAAACUAUUAAUUGUAAUGUUGUUUACAACAUAAUCUUGUAUUGAUGUGUUACAUAGUGCAGCAAUGAAUGAAAAUUAGCAUAAAGAUCAUGCAAAAUCUUUAAACUUUUAAAAUGCCAUAGAAAAUGAAUACACAGCAGAUGCAAUCACAUAAAUUACAAAUGUUGUAACGUUACCUGAAAAUCGUCACUGUUGUGAGUAGGUAUCAUUCAGCUGUGGCGCUCACUGAUCGUGGUUUCCCUCUGCACCUGUAGCUAGAUGAUGCAAAAUUGCACAAGACACGUAAUGUUAGAUUAGAGUCACAUUUGGUCACCGAUAAGGUUGUGUAACUUAGAACUCUGCAACCAACGUUAAUGAAUGUCUAGUAUAACAUGAGUUAAUGUCUAAUAAUAUCAGCGAUGACUCAACCUAUCUCUGCUAAGAUCCAUUCAAAAAACUUCCUACUGGAGCGAAAAGCCCAUUGUCCAAUGGCCGGUUAUCCCGUUACGUUACGUAACUUAAUUUUUGCAGAAGACCUGUAGAAGUUAAAUGUCAGCCAAAAUUACAAGUAAUUCUUAAAGAGUCAUACAAAGUGAAACGUUAUGACACUAUAAUUUAUACAUUGUAUUAUGAUUUAUCUGUUAAAUUGAGCAAUAUCUCAAGGGAGUCUGGAAAGUCACUGGACAUACCAUAAUUUCUCAACAGCAGGCAUUCAAAGCAGUUGGGUUUUGUUUUCAGGGUACCGGGACUAAUGUUAUGGACUUUCGGUCCCCUUCAGGUUGUCUCAUUGGAACAAUAGCUUGCCAGCCUGUGUUAAAAUAUAUCAUAAAAACAGAGUAUAAUCAUCAAUGGAACAGUGUUAAUCGGGAGCUACCGGCCACCUCACCUGCCAUGCUGCAGAAUGCAUCACCAUGGUUACCAGCUGCUGCAGAGUUUCAGGUGUGUUUCAGGUCACCUCACACCUCAGCCAGGCUCACAGCACACGGUCAACAACAUUUAGGCAACUACAGACGACGUUUUAACUCCGACUUUCAGCGCCAAAUCUCGACUCUCCCGAUGGCGAACAUGGCAGCAGAGAUGGCCCGGAGGAAGGCCCGGGAGGAGGAUGGCGCCGGUUGCCGGGACAACGCCGUCCCCUUCAACCAGCAGAGCUUUGAGCAGCUGCAGAGCGAGUGUCUGCAGACCGGCUCACUGUUCUGUGACCCGAUCUUCCCCGCAGGCUGGGACUCCCUGGGAUACAACCAGCUGGGACGCUACUCCUCCAAAACCAAAGGCGUGGAGUGGAAACGCCCCACGGAGCUGUGUUCUAAUCCUCAGUUUAUUGUUGACGGAGCGAAGAGAACGGAUAUCUGUCAGGGAGAACUGGGCGACUGCUGGCUGCUAGCAGCUAUCGCCUCUCUGACUCUGGACCCUCAGAUUCUGAGCAGAGUGGUUCCUCCCGGACAGAGCUUCAGCUCGCAGUACGCCGGCAUCUUCCACUUCCAGCUGUGGCAGUACGGGGAGUGGGUGGACGUUGUCGUGGACGACCGGCUGCCAACCAGAGACGGGAAGCUGCUGUUCGUCCACUCUGCAGAGGGAGACGAGUUCUGGAGCGCUCUGCUGGAGAAAGCCUACGCCAAGGUGAACAGCUCGUACGAGGCUCUGACCGGAGGUUCGAGCAUCGAGGGUUUCGAGGAUUUCACCGGAGGAAUCGCAGAGAGCUAUGACUUGAUGAAAGCUCCGCCCUUCCUGUUCAACAUCAUGAGGAAGGCCCUGACACGCGGCUCACUGCUGGGCUGCUCCAUCGACAUCUCCAGCGCCUACGACACAGAGGCCAUCACCAGUCAGAAGCUGGUGAAAGGACACGCCUACUCCAUCACUGCAGCAGAGCAGGUUCAUCACGUUGGUUCUGUGGUGGAGCUGCUGAGAAUCAGAAACCCCUGGGGACAGGUGGAGUGGACCGGAGCCUGGAGCGAUGAUUCGAAGGAAUGGGAUGAAGUUGAGCCGGAGGAGAAGAGGAAGCUGGAUCACUCAGCUGACGAUGGAGAGUUCUGGAUGUCCUACUCUGACUUUCUGAUCAAGUUUUCCCGCCUGGACAUCUGUAACCUGACCCCCGACACGCUGACCAGCGAGACCGUCGGCCGCUGGAGCUUCGCUGAGUUUGAGGGCACGUGGAGAGUCGGCUCCACCGCCGGAGGCUGCAGGAACUAUCCUGCUACCUUCUGCUCUGACCCGCAGUUCUUUAUCCGUCUGGAGGAUGUAGACGAUGAUCCGCACGACGGCGAGGAUGGCUGCACCGUUCUGAUUGGUCUGAUGCAGAAAGACACUCGUAGGGAGAGACGCUUCGGACGAGACCUCAACACCAUCGGGUUCGCCAUCUACAAGGUUCCUGAUGAGUAUAAGGGUGGCAGUGGCGUGCGUCUGGGCCCCGAUGUCCUGCUGCGGGUGGCGCCAGUGGCUCGCAGUCAGAACUUCAUCAACCUGAGGGAAGUAAGCGAGCGCUUCAAGCUGCCGCCUGGAGAGUACGCCAUCAUCCCCUCAACCUUCGAACCGCACCGAGCAGGAAGCUUCAUCCUGCGGGUGUUCACUGAGAAACACGCCCACUCCAGUCCGAUGGAGGAGGAGCUAACCGCUGACAUCCAGGAGCUUCCUGUUGAUGACUCUUUCCGUCGACAGGACUCGGAGAUCUCGGCCUUCGAGCUGCAGCAGGUUCUGGACCGAGUCGUCUCUCAGAGGUCAGAUGUGAAGACGGACGGCUUCAGUCUGGAGACUUGCCGCAGCAUCAUCAGCCUGCUGGACAUGGACGGCAGCAGUAAACUGGGUCUACUUGAGUUUCACCAUCUGUGGACGAAGAUCCAGAAAUACCUGGAGAUCUUUAAGAGUCACGACUCGGACGCUUCUGGUACGAUGAGCAGUCAUGAGAUGAGAGCUGCUUUGGCUGAAGCUGGUUUCCAGGUGAACAGCUCUGUGAUUCACGAGAUCGUCAAUCGAUACGCAGACACAAGUUUUGCCAUUGACUUUGACUGUUUCAUCGGCUGCCUGAUCCGACUGGAGCUGCUGUUCAAGAUGUUCAGAACUCUGGACCAGAAGAAGGAGGGCAGGAUCCAGCUAGACCUGCAGCAGUGGCUCUGUCUUGCCAUCAACUGACCAAGGAGCAUGCUGGGAGUUUUCACCUGCAGAUUAAACAUGAUCAGGAACAGGAAGUCUGUUUAAAUGUAUUAAAUCUGUGAAAACUUUAUUCACCUUUAAAUAAAACUGAAUCUGAACACUA